Messenger RNA from Cucumis melo (muskmelon), 1499 nucleotides. RefSeq names its product actin-like. Bases 130 to 1263 code for a protein of 377 amino acids. Lineage: Eukaryota; Viridiplantae; Streptophyta; Magnoliopsida; Cucurbitales; Cucurbitaceae. The record is from RefSeq and is a predicted model, not a curated record. The transcript has 5 exons. Gene Ontology annotation, cellular component: cytoplasm.
GGACGGGGGCGGGUAGUUUCUUUCUUUUUCUUUCCUUCUUUGUUCUCCAUUGCCAUUGCCAUUGCCAUUGCCACCACCUUCGCAGUUUCAAGAACACGAAGAGUUUCUUGAUUUCUAAGACAAUUCACGAUGGCAGAUUCCGAGGAUAUUCAGCCUCUCGUUUGUGAUAAUGGAACAGGGAUGGUCAAGGCUGGAUUUGCUGGAGACGAUGCUCCAAGGGCUGUAUUCCCUAGCAUUGUUGGUCGUCCCAGACACACCGGUGUUAUGGUUGGUAUGGGCCAAAAGGAUGCCUAUGUUGGUGAUGAAGCUCAAUCGAAGAGAGGUAUUUUGACUUUAAAAUAUCCCAUUGAGCAUGGUAUCGUUAGCAAUUGGGAUGAUAUGGAGAAAAUUUGGCAUCACACUUUCUACAACGAGCUUCGAGUUGCUCCAGAAGAGCAUCCAGUUCUGCUCACCGAAGCACCAUUGAAUCCCAAGGCGAAUAGAGAGAAAAUGACCCAAAUAAUGUUUGAGACUUUCAACACUCCCGCUAUGUAUGUUGCUAUCCAGGCCGUCCUUUCCCUUUAUGCCAGUGGUCGCACAACCGGGAUCGUUUUGGAUUCUGGUGAUGGUGUCAGCCACACAGUUCCAAUCUACGAAGGGUAUGCUCUCCCACAUGCCAUCCUCCGUCUAGAUUUGGCUGGCCGUGAUCUCACAGAUGCUCUAAUGAAAAUAUUGACUGAACGUGGCUACUCGUUCACCACCACCGCCGAGCGUGAAAUUGUGAGAGACAUGAAGGAGAAACUAGCUUACAUAGCCCUGGAUUACGAGCAAGAGUUAGAGACAUCAAAAACCAGCUCUUCAGUGGAGAAGAGCUAUGAACUACCAGAUGGACAGGUGAUCACUAUUGGUGCUGAAAGAUUCCGAUGCCCUGAAGUUCUCUUCCAGCCAUCCAUGAUAGGGAUGGAAGCAGCUGGUAUUCAUGAAACCACGUACAAUUCUAUCAUGAAGUGUGAUGUCGAUAUUAGAAAGGAUCUCUACGGCAACAUUGUCCUCAGUGGCGGUUCCACCAUGUUCCCUGGCAUUGCUGACAGGAUGAGUAAGGAGAUCACUGCAUUAGCUCCAAGUAGCAUGAAGAUCAAAGUGGUAGCACCACCUGAAAGAAAGUACAGUGUCUGGAUUGGUGGCUCCAUUUUAGCUUCCCUCAGCACUUUCCAACAGAUGUGGAUUGCUAAGGCAGAAUAUGAUGAAUCUGGGCCAUCAAUUGUCCACAGGAAAUGCUUCUGAUUUAUUUGAAGCAAAAAGGUGGAAAGGGAACUUAUACUAUACACAUGACAAAGCUUUCCUAUCUCAAGUGGUUUUGCUUAUUUUUACCUUUUUCUUUUCUUUUCUUUUUGUUCAUCAUUCUUUGUUCUCAUGGUUAUUUCAUUCUGCUUUUUCUAUUCUUCUUCUUUCUUUGUUUUGCUGCUGCAACAUUGAACAUGAAAAGCAACCCAAUAGCAUUCAAGGUUCGAUUUUUUUCC